AUGACGACAACUAAUGAUGAUGAGGAUGGUCUUGAAUCAGUUCUUGGAGAUGAUGAUGAAUUUCAAGAAGCUGCACUAUUUGUUCAAAAUAAUCUUCAAUUAUUUUCUCGUGAUGAUUUACUUUAUUUAUAUGCUCGAUUUAAACAAUUUACUAUUGGUGAUACAAACAUUCCUCGACCAGGUUAUUUUAGUUUCGAAGCAAAAACCAAAUGGGAUGCAUGGAAUUCUCUUAAAUCUAUGACAAAAUCUCAAGCAUCAAAAGAAUAUAUUCAACGAGUAACUGAUAUUAAAGAAAACAACGAUAUUGAAAAUCAAAAAUCAGCCAAAACUGGGCCAAGUGUUAGUCGAUUAUUAGUACAAAAUGAUGCACAAAUGCCUAAUGAUGAUGAAAAAACAAUUUAUGAAUUUUGUCAAGAUGGUAAUGAACAAUGUGUUGAACAAAUGCUCAAAAAAAAUUUCGAUGUUAAUAAACCAGAUGAUACACAAUUAACUCUAUUACAUUGGGCAGCUGAUAGAGGCAAUGAAUCAAUGAUACAUCUCUUAGUCAAAUAUGGGGCAGAUCUUAAUGUUCGUGAUGAAGAUGGACAAACUCCAUUAUUUUAUGCUGCUCAUUCAAGUAAUAUUCCUUGUAUGAAGCUUUUACUUGCACUUGGUGCUGAUCCGUCAAUUCCAGAUAAUGAUGGUGAACUUCCAUCUUCCGUUGCACAAACAGAUGAAGAACGAGCUGUUUGGAACGAACGGAAAUAA
This is a messenger RNA of Adineta steineri, 747 nucleotides long. The record is from the annotation of a GenBank genome assembly. Lineage: Eukaryota; Metazoa; Rotifera; Eurotatoria; Adinetida; Adinetidae.